UCUUCCUCUUCUUCUUUGCCCUCCAAUCUCUCCAUUUCGAUGGGCUACUCCGGGCUGUUUGCCGUCGUCUACUCGUCUUCCGGAAGUGGCAAAAAUGCAUAUAGUGCGGACUGGAUAAACCAAGAAUUUUUUCACUGGCUUCAUGUACAAUUCUCAUUUAGGAGUACUCUGGUUAGGUAGGACAUCAAGAAGCCGUCCUGUCAUGUCUAGUAUCAAUAUCCUGUCCGACCGAGAGAGGGAGAAAACAUUGCUAUCUUCCUCUAGUGCAGCCUCAAGGACUCAGCAGUAUCAGCAAAAAUGGGGAGGGGGAGAUGGAGUCUCUGCAAGCCUUUUUAUUCAUUGUCGGUAAUCAUGCAGCAAGGAAGCUUUCCAGUAUUAUCCUUUCUUCACUGCACAGUUUUUUUCGUGACAGAAUAGAAAACCUGAUUUAGAAGAACUGUCCUAAGCGACUUCAUCCUCCUAAAGAGCCGAGAAGCACAACCUCACGUUGGAAGAAGAAUUCCUAUGUGGAUAUUGAUAACAAGGAACAAUAGCUUGUCUCAUGCGUUGAAGCGCUGGUGUUCCUCCCUUUCCCGGCAUUCCCUGUCUUGGUUCUCAUCACAUCUGUCAGAAAACUUUGAAAGGAAUGAGGAACAUGAAAGUCAAAUUGCAUAUGAUAUUUUUAAGGCUUCCCCUAGAUGGGGCUCUUACACAAGAGGGGAUUCUUCCUACUAUCUGAUUGUUGAGAAGUAUGCGAGUUCAGGAGAUUUCAUUUCAUUAGGGCAGGUUUUUGAUCGCAUGAAGAAGGAGAAUCGUGUUUUCUCAGAGAAGAUCUUCAUACUUGUUUUCAGAGCGUAUGGGCAUGCUCACCUUCCCAAUGAAGCCAUCUAUUUAUUCAAUUCAAUGUAUCAUAAAUACAAGUGCAGACCAACCAUACGAUCAUUCAACUCAGUUCUGAAUGUCAUUGUAAAAUCAGGUCUGUUCGAGCAGGCAUACCAGUUUUAUUGCCGGUGCUUGAGAAACGGUUUUUCACCAAAUGUGCUUACUUUUAAUCUGGUUAUUAAAGCUUUGUGUAAAAAGGGUUCAACUGACUUGGCUAUCGAGUUAUUUAGGGAGAUGCCUGUCAGGAAAUGCAAGCCUGAUGCAUUUACAUACAGUACAUUGAUGGAUGGAUUGUGCAAAGAGGAUAGGAUAGAGGAGGCGAUUGCAUUGUUGGAUGAAAUGCAGGUGGAGGGUUGCUUUCCUACAUCAGUCAACUAUAAUGUGCUUAUCAAUGGUCUUUGCAAAAAUGGUGAUUUGAACAGGGCAUCCAAUCUUAUUGAAAAUAUGCUGCUUAAAGGGUGUGUUCCAAAUGAGGUCACUUAUAAUACACUUGUCCAUGGUCUAUGCAUUCAGGGGAAGAUAGAGAAAGCGGUUCACCUGUUGCAAAAGAUGGUUUCAAGCAACUAUGUGCCUAAUAUCGUGACUUAUAGCACAAUAGUGAAUGGUCUUGUGAAGAUUAGGAGGUCUAUGGAUGCACUACAUAUUUUGUCGCUCAUGCUGGAGAAGGGAUGCCAACCAAAUGUAUUUACGUACUCAGUCCUUGUUAGUGGAUUGUUUAAGGAGGGCAAUGCAGAAGAAGCAUUGAAAUUGUGGAGGGUGAUGAUGGAUCAAGGAUGCAAUCCAAAUGUCGUUCUGUACAGCACUCUAAUUGAUGGGCUCUGUAGGGAAGGUAAACUGUUUGAAGCUAAGGGGGUUUUGAUGGAGAUGACAGAAAAUGGUUGUCCACCUAAUGUUACGACAUAUAGCUCAUUAAUACAAGGGUGUUUUAAGACUGGGAACAGCGAGGAAGCAAAUCUUUUAUGGAAGGAAAUGAUGGCAAAUGGUUGUUCUCCUAAUGCUGUUAGUUACAGCAUACUGAUUGAUGGUCUCUGUGGGGAAGGAAAGAUAGAUGAGGCACUUACAGUGUGGAAAUACAUGAUUGAUGAUGGAGUUAAGCUGGAUGUUGUUGCAUAUGGUACGCUUAUGCAUGGCCUUUGCAGUGGUGGUCGGGUUGAAGAGGCUCUCAAACUACUAAAUCAAAUGCUAUGUGAAGGUUGUGGACCGGAUGUCGUUACUUAUAAUAUCUUGUUUAAUGCUUUGUGCAAACAAAACAAACUACCCCAUGCUAUCAACUUGCUAAAUGCAAUGAUCGACAGAGGUGUCGACCCAGACAUGGUUACAUGUAAUACCUUCCUGCGGAGUCUCUGGAAUGUUGAAGCACUAAAUGUUGCUUCCAAGUUUAUGGAUGAACUAAUCUGUAAAUUAUAUUAUAGAGGAAGGUUGAUCGCUGCUAGUAAAGUACUAGAAAUAAUGUUGCAAAAAGUGCUUGUUCCAAAUGCUCAUACAUGGGAGAUAAUACAGGGCAUUUGCAAGCAUAAAAGAGUGCAAAUUGCCAUUGAUAGGUGUUGGAAAGAACUUUUUGCUUGAUUCUUUCCAUGUAAUCCAUUAUUUGUUGUCAAAUAGUUUGGCUUCAUAAUUCAUUGUGAUAUCUGAUUCAUUGUCUCUUCUGAGAUAUCCGAUAUUU
Molecule: messenger RNA, 2524 nt
Organism: Nymphaea colorata (pocket water lily)
Lineage: Eukaryota; Viridiplantae; Streptophyta; Magnoliopsida; Nymphaeales; Nymphaeaceae
Product: pentatricopeptide repeat-containing protein At4g20090
Exons: 2
Coding region: 505-2427 (640 amino acids)
Molecular function (GO): protein binding
Source: RefSeq, a predicted model, not a curated record